CUCCAUUGCUCUCCUCUCCACAGGGGCUUUUAAUUUUUCACAUAACAAAGUUUUGGUCACUGAUUGAAAAUUCCCAUUUUCUCCUUGGGGCCUCGGAUUUCACAAGGAAGGCGAAAAAAUAUAGAUGGCGGUGUCGGCGGAUUGCCGGAUUUCCCUCUCGGGCGCCGGCCAGCUACGUGGUGCGGCGGGGUUGGGGGGGAGGAACUGGAGGCUUGUCAAGUUUUGUAAUGGGGAAGUAAUGGGGACUAAGCUGAAGCAGACCCAACUUCAGCAAUCAAUUGCUUGUGUCGCUAAAAAUGUUAGGCAACGUGUUUGCAUGUCUCUCACUGCUGAUGUAGCAGCCGAGACCAAGCUGAGAGAUUUCGACAUGGAAAAACGAGACCCAAGGACAGUAGCGGCAAUCAUACUUGGAGGAGGAGCUGGUACUAGGCUUUUUCCCCUCACAAAGCGCCGUGCCAAACCUGCUGUUCCCAUAGGGGGAUCAUACAGACUCAUUGAUGUGCCAAUGAGCAACUGCAUUAACAGUGGGAUCAACAAAGUCUACAUUCUCACUCAGUUCAACUCGGCUUCGCUCAAUCGGCAUCUCGCCCGCGCCUACAACUUUGGCAAUGGUGUCACCUUUGGCGAUGGCUCUGUUGAGGUUCUAGCAGCCACUCAAACACCAGGAGAGGCAGGCAAGAGGUGGUUCCUGGGUACUGCAGAUGCAGUGAGACAGUUCCAUUGGCUGUUUGAGGAUGCAAGAAGUAAGGACAUUGAGGAUGUCCUAAUUCUAUCUGGAGAUCACCUUUACAGAAUGGAUUAUAUGGACUUUGUUCAAAAGCAUAGGCAGAGUGGUGCUGAUAUCACUCUCUCUUGUCUGCCAAUGGAUGACAGUCGAGCCUCAGAUUUUGGUCUAAUGAAGAUAGACAACAAAGGAAGGGUCCUCUCAUUCAGUGAAAAGCCUAAAGGAGAAGACCUGAAAGCAAUGCAAGUAGACACAACCGUUUUGGGACUCUCAAGGGAAGAGGCUGAGAAGAAACCAUAUAUUGCUUCCAUGGGGGUGUAUGUCUUCAAGAAGGAAAUACUUCUGAAUCUUUUAAGAUGGCGUUUUCCGACGGCAAAUGAUUUCGGAUCGGAGAUAAUCCCAGCCUCAGCCAGAGAAUUCUUCAUAAAGGCUUAUUUGUUUAAUGAUUAUUGGGAAGACAUAGGUACUAUCAGAUCCUUCUUUGAGGCAAACCUUGCCCUGACCAAGCAUCCACCAAUGUUUAGUUUCUAUGAUGCAUCAAAGCCAAUGUAUACUUCAAGAAGAAACUUGCCCCCAUCAAAAAUUGACAGCAGCAAGAUUGUUGAUUCAAUUAUAUCUCAUGGAAGUUUCAUAAAUAACAGCCUCAUAGAGCAUAGCCUUGUUGGUAUCAGAUCUCGGAUAAAUUCUAAUACUCACCUAAAGGACACUGUGAUGCUUGGUGCUGAUUUCUAUGAAACAGACGUUGAAGUGUCAUCAUUGUUAGCUGAGGGAAGAGUUCCUAUUGGAAUUGGAGAAAACACAAAAAUCAAAGAAUGCAUCAUUGACAAAAACGCAAGAAUUGGAAAGAAUGUGUUAAUUGCAAACUCAGAGGGUGUUCAAGAAGCAGAUAGAACAUCAGAAGGGUUUUACAUCCGUUCAGGCAUAACCAUCAUAUUAAAAAAUUCAGUAAUUCAAGACGGAACCGUGAUCUAAAUCUAAUACAUUUUCUUCCAAGUUCCAUCCUUUUUUCCCUCCCUUUUGGGGUCAGGAUUGGAUUAGAAAAAGAAAAUAAUGAAAUACGAGUGUAACUGUGCUCAGUCAAUCAAGGCAUCCUUUUAGAAUGUGGAUGUGCAAAACUAUCAUCUUUUGUAAAUUGCAAACGUA
This is a messenger RNA of Morus notabilis, 1867 nucleotides long. Its product is annotated as glucose-1-phosphate adenylyltransferase large subunit 3, chloroplastic/amyloplastic. Gene Ontology annotation, molecular function: glucose-1-phosphate adenylyltransferase activity. The transcript is spliced from 15 exons. The record is from RefSeq and is a predicted model, not a curated record. Gene Ontology annotation, biological process: glycogen biosynthetic process. Lineage: Eukaryota; Viridiplantae; Streptophyta; Magnoliopsida; Rosales; Moraceae. Bases 125 to 1696 code for a protein of 523 amino acids.